Gossypium raimondii (Peruvian cotton) is the source of this 2087-nucleotide messenger RNA. RefSeq names its product probable polygalacturonase. Gene Ontology annotation, molecular function: polygalacturonase activity. The record is from RefSeq and is a predicted model, not a curated record. Gene Ontology annotation, biological process: carbohydrate metabolic process. NCBI's taxonomy places the organism in Eukaryota, Viridiplantae, Streptophyta, Magnoliopsida, Malvales, Malvaceae. Bases 245 to 1693 code for a protein of 482 amino acids. The transcript is spliced from 5 exons.
GCUGAGUCCAGCUUCCACCGUUCUCUUUUCAUUUCAUCAUCUUCUUCUUUCUAACGCAUGCAGAGAAUAACACAGAACGGCCCACUGUUUUAUUUAUUCCUCACUCAUUAAACCAUACAUUUCUUUUGUUUUUGUUUUAUUUUAUUUUAUUUGUAAAUUUUAGCAAAACCCAAUUCCAUUUUUUGUUUGAUAAAUUUAAUCUUUGAUUCUUUCAUUUACAGCAAUCCAAUUUCAAUAAAAAAAAAUGGAAUCUGAGAAGUCAAAUUAUGGUGCGAUAAUGGUUUACUUCACGAAGCCUUCUUGGGCUUUCCUUGUUCUUCUCUUUACUGUUAUAGCAAUCCUUAGUCUUCAAAUCUCUCCAAAAGCUAUUAUUCUUCCUUUCCCACUCUUUCCCGUUCCCGGAUCAUCCGAACUCGACUUCGAAUCCGAUUUCGACCCCGGAAGUUGCGUCGCAACUUUCGGUGAGUUUCCAGAGAGGAAACACGUUAUGUCGUUGAAGGACUUCGGGGGAGUUGGCGAUGGGAAAACGUCUAAUACGGCGGCGUUUAGGAAGGCAUUAGAUUACAUGCAACGUUUCAGUGAGAAAGGCGGGGCUCAGCUUAAUGUCCCCCAAGGAAAGUGGCUAACCGGAAGUUUUAAUCUCACUAGUAAUUUCACAUUGUUUCUUGAACAGGGUGCUGUUAUCUUAGGAUCUCAGGACCCUGAGGAAUGGCCUAUUGUAGAGCCAUUGCCUUCUUAUGGUAGAGGGAGAGAGAGAUUGGGAGGAAGACACAUAAGCCUUAUUCAUGGAGAUGGUCUUACCAAUGUUGUUAUUACAGGAAAUAACGGGACAAUUGAUGGCCAAGGUCGAAUUUGGUGGGAAUUGUGGUGGAACAGAACACUAAACCACACAAGAGGCCACCUCGUAGAACUGAUGAACUCUCGUAACAUUCUUAUCUCUAACUUAACCUUCCGAAAUUCACCAUUUUGGACGAUUCAUCCCGUUUACUGUAGCAAUGUAGUUGUUAAGGGCAUGACAAUAUUGGCUCCCCUUAGUGCCCCAAAUACUGAUGGAAUAGACCCAGACUCCAGUACCAAUGUAUGUAUCGAGGACUGCUAUAUUGAGAGUGGAGAUGAUCUUGUAGCAAUAAAAAGUGGAUGGGACCAGUACGGCAUCAAAAUGGCACGACCAAGCUCAAACAUAAAAGUGAGGAGAAUCUCAGGCACUACACCAACUUGUUCAGGUGUUGGCAUUGGUAGUGAGAUGUCUGGAGGGAUUUUUAAUGUAACUAUUGAAAAUAUGCAUGUUUGGAAUUCGGCAGCUGGGGUCCGUAUAAAAACUGACAAGGGUAGAGGGGGAUACAUUGCAAAUAUCACCAUAAGGAAUAUAAUGAUGGAACGAGUCAAAAUUCCUAUUAGGUUGAGUAGAGGCUCGAAUGAUCACCCUGAUGAUAGAUGGGAUCCUAAAGCCAUUCCUAAAAUAAGGGGGAUUUUCAUUAGUAACAUUGUUAGUUUGAAUUCAACAAAGGCACCAGUACUGGCUGGUAUUCGCGGCGCAUCAUUUGAAGGGUUAUGCUUUAAGAAUGUUACUUUACUUGGACUUUCCCCGAACGCGGCAUGGCACUGUGAGUUUGUUUCAGGUUGUACAAAUGCUGUGUUUCCAUUGCCAUGUCCUCACUUGCAGAACAAUGGCUCCUCAACAUGUUGCUCAUAGGCUCAAGUUCGAGGUGAGUACGUUCCUGACUGCAUACGGAAAUUUCACUUCCACCCACAACCAUGGAUGCUCUGAACAAACUGGAUUCUAAAGGUGAAUCAUUUCACAAGUAUCAUUAGUCUGAGCUUCAUUUGCUCAUGAAAGUGGGGUUGUGGAUGGAGGGGAUACUGCAAUUUUCUCAGAUUAGAUAUGAAGAUUCCAUGCAUACUGCAAUUUUGUCAAAACACAUAAUAUUCAUUUGAGUAGUUGUGAUUGCUAGGGUUUCCAGAUUUGUCUGGUAUAACUGUAUUGCAAUAUGGUUUAGGGUUGAUUUAAAUUUAUCACUUGUGUAACAAAUGUAUGUCAUAUAUGGUGGUAUAUAAUAUUUAUGGAUGCCUGUUAAUUUAUAUUAAAA